Mollisia scopiformis is the source of this 4395-nucleotide messenger RNA. RefSeq names its product putative ABC transporter. Gene Ontology annotation, cellular component: membrane. Gene Ontology annotation, biological process: transmembrane transport. NCBI's taxonomy places the organism in Eukaryota, Fungi, Ascomycota, Leotiomycetes, Helotiales, Mollisiaceae. Gene Ontology annotation, molecular function: ABC-type transporter activity; ATP hydrolysis activity; ATP binding. The transcript has 9 exons. The coding region runs from base 1 to 4395 and encodes 1464 amino acids. The record is from RefSeq and is a predicted model, not a curated record.
AUGCAUCCAGAAACAGAGAAGAAUACCAAUGGCUCCGAGACGGAGCGCGAAGACGAGAUUGAGGAGAAGAGGAGAGACGAAGAAGUCUUGAAGCUCGCGCGAAAAUACACAACUCAGUCCCAAACAAGUGUAUACCAGAAGAACCCUUUCGAAGCGGAUGCAGAUUCUCCAUUGAACCCAGCAUCGCCAAAUUUCAAGCCACACGCCUUCGCUAAAUCGCUCCUCAAUCUUCAAGCUCGCGAUCCUGAGAAGUGGAAGCUGCGCACUGCGGGCUUUGCCUUCAAGGAUUUGAAUGUCUAUGGCUUUGGUACUGCCACCGAUUACCAAAAGAGUGUGGGCAAUGUUGUCCUAGAAGUCGUCGGUUUAGCGAAGAAGCUUCUCGGGAUGAGUAAACCGCGCAAGAUUGAUAUCCUACAACAGUUGGACGGAGUGGUUCACAGCGGUGAAAUGCUGGUUGUACUGGGUCCUCCUGGAAGUGGUUGUUCGACAUUCCUUAAAACUAUCGCCGGCGAGACCAAUGGCUUCUACAUCGAUGAGAAAUCCAGUAUCAAUUACCAAGGCAUCACGCCGAAGCAGAUGCACAACGACUUUCGUGGCGAGGCUAUUUAUACUGCUGAAGUCGAUGUCCACUUCCCUAUGCUUACUGUUGGUCAAACUCUCGAAUUCGCUGCGCAAGCCAGAGCUCCUCGAUAUAUUCCUGGAGGCAUCAGUCGACAAGAGUUUGCUAGAUAUCUCCGAGAUGUGAUCAUGGCAGUCUUUGGUAUCAGUCACACCAUCAAUACUCGAGUUGGAAACGAUUUUGUCCGUGGUGUCAGUGGUGGUGAGAGAAAGCGUGUGACAAUUGCUGAAGCUGCUUUGAGUGGUGCUCCACUUCAGUGCUGGGACAACAGCACUCGAGGUCUCGACAGUGCCAAUGCGAUUGAAUUCUGUAAGACUCUUCGGAUGUCUACAGAUCUUGUUGGAUCCACCGCUGUUGUAGCUAUCUACCAAGCUCCUCAGAGCGCUUAUGAUAUCUUCGACAAGGUAGCCGUGCUUUACGAAGGACGACAGAUUUACUUUGGCAGCUGUACUGAAGCCAAGGACUAUUUCGUUAAUAUGGGAUUCGAAUGCCCAGACCGACAAACAACUGCCGAUUUUUUGACUUCAAUGACAAGUUCUUUAGAACGUGUUGUGAGAGAAGGGUAUGCGGAUCGAGUCCCACGAUCACCCGACGAGUUCGCCCGUGUUUGGAAGAGCAGCCCCGAAUAUGCCAACCUCCGUAAAGAAGUUGAUAUGUACAAUGAACAAUACCAACUCCAUGGCCAACAUCUGCAAAACUUCAAAGACUCUCGCAGAAUUCAACAAUCCAAGCACCAGCGAGUAUCGAGCCCGUACACCUUGUCAUAUGUUGGUCAAGUGAAGCUCUGUCUGCGACGUGGCUUUUGGCGAUUGAAAGGAGAUCCAUCAUUAACCUUCACCCAACUUUUUGGUAACUUUUUGAUGGCUUUGGUUAUCAGUAGUGUUUUUUAUAAUCUACCCCAGACGACGUCCAGCUUCUUCUCACGAAGCGCUGUUCUGUUCUUUGCUAUUUUGCUUAAUGCCUUUGGAAGUGCUCUCGAGAUUUUAACACUCUACGCCCAACGUCCCAUCGUCGAGAAACAUUCGAGAUAUGCCCUUUAUCACCCAUCUUGCGAAGCUGUUGCGUCCAUGCUUACUGAUCUUCCAUAUAAGAUUUUGAACGCCAUCAUUUUCAACUUGACUUUAUACUUCAUGGUCAACCUUAAUCGACAUCCAGGCAACUUCUUCUUCUUCGUACUGAUCUCGUUCAUGUUGACUCUUGUCAUGUCCAUGUUGUUCCGUACAAUCGCAUCAGUCUCCAGAACUCUUUCCCAGGCCAUGGCUCCCACUGCAAUCUUGAUUUUGGGAAUUGUCAUCUAUACUGGUUUUGCUCUACCUGUUCCAAAUAUGCGCGGAUGGGCUAGAUGGAUUAAUUAUGUCGAUCCCGUCGCGUAUGGAUUCGAGAGUUUGAUGAUCAACGAAUUUGCUGGCCGCAACUUUACUUGCCUGGAUUCCGCAUUCGUUCCCCAAGGUCCUGCCUACGCUAAUGUCUCUCCUUUGGAGCGUGUUUGCUCUGCAGUCGGCUCUGUAGCUGGUUCAGCAGUGGUUAGUGGGACGACAUACAUCGAGUCAUCAUACCAGUACACGCCAUCUCACAAGUGGAGAAACUUUGGUAUCCUUUGGAUCUUCGCCAUUGGUCUCUGCGCUACCUACCUCCUCGCUACCGAAUUCAUUACUGCUAAGAAGUCCAAAGGAGAAGUCUUGCUCUUCCGAAGAGGCCAUACACCAGCUGCUCUGAAGCAAAAAGGUAGCGAUGAAGAAGUUGCAGCUACUGCUAUUGCUGGCGCCGAGAAGACCAGUAGUCAUGUGGAUGUCUCGACCAUCAUCAAGAAGCAAACUGCAAUCUUUCACUGGGAAGAUGUCUGCUAUGAUAUCAAGAUCAAGGGCGAACCUCGCAGAAUUUUGGAUCAUGUGGAUGGCUGGGUAAAGCCUGGAACUUUGACAGCACUCAUGGGUGUCUCUGGUGCUGGUAAAACGACGCUUCUCGACGUGCUUGCAACUAGAACUACUAUGGGUGUGAUCACUGGCGGUAUGUUGGUUGAUGGCCGAGAACGUGACACCUCUUUCCAACGAAAAACUGGUUAUGUUCAACAGCAAGAUCUCCACUUGUCGACUUCCACUGUUCGCGAAGCCUUGAAUUUCAGUGCCCUUCUCAGACAACCUGCCAAGAUUCCACGCAAGGAGAAAUUGGAGUAUGUCAAUGAGGUCAUCAAACUUUUGGAUAUGGAAGAGUAUGCGGAUGCAGUGGUUGGUGUUCCUGGAGAAGGUUUGAACGUCGAGCAGAGAAAGCGUCUCACGAUCGGUGUUGAACUUGCCGCUAAACCGGAACUACUUCUCUUCUUGGACGAACCUACCUCUGGUCUGGACAGUCAAACUUCUUGGGCUAUUUGUGAUUUGAUGGAGAAGUUGACAAAGAAUGGUCAAGCUGUUCUUUGCACUAUCCAUCAACCUUCUGCAAUGUUGUUUCAGCGUUUUGAUCGAUUACUGUUCUUAGCUUCUGGUGGCAAGACUGUCUAUUUUGGCGAAGUCGGAAACAAUGCUGCUGUGUUGACCAAGUAUUUCGAGCGACUAGGGGCUCACCCUUGCCCGCCCAGCGCAAAUCCAGCCGAAUGGAUGUUAGAAGUUAUUGGUGCUGCUCCUGGAUCUCAUACAGACAUCGACUGGCAUCAAGCCUGGCGUGACAGCCCAGAGUACCAAGGAGUCCACCGUGAACUUGAUCGUCUCAAGGCCGAACUCCCACAAAUCACUCAACCCUCUGCAUCAGCCGACGACAAAGCCAGUUUCCGUGAAUUCGCUGCCCCCUUCGGUCUUCAACAAUGGGAAGUUCAGAAGCGCGUGUUCCAGCAGUAUUGGCGUACCCCCAGCUAUAUCUACAGUAAAUUGAGUCUCUGCAUCUUCGCCGCCCUUUUCAUUGGCUUCUCCUUUUUCAAAGCCGGCACCUCCCAACAGGAAUUGCAGAACCAGAUGUUUGCAGUCUUUAUGCUGUUCACUAUCUUCGGUCAACUUGUUCAACAAAUCAUGCCUCACUUUGUCACUCAGCGCUCGCUCUACGAAGCUCGAGAACGCCCUUCGAAAACCUAUUCAUGGAAAGCCUUCAUGAUAUCCAGCAUCGUGGUCGAACUCCCCUGGAACACUCUAAUGGCCGUCCUGAUCUACCUCUGCUGGUACUACCCGAUCGGCCUGUACCGUAACGCUGAACCCACGAACGCCGUCACCGAGCGCGGCGGCCUCAUGUUCCUCCUCGUCUGGGAAUUCCUCCUCUUCACCUCCACCUUCACGAACAUGGUCAUCGCCGCAAUCGACACCGCAGAAACGGGAGGCAACAUCGCCAAUCUGAUGUUCUCGCUCACCCUCGUCUUCUGCGGUGUCCUCGCCUCCCCAGAAGUCUUCCCCCAUUUCUGGAUCUUCAUGUAUCGUCUCUCCCCCUUCACCUAUCUCGUCGACGCCAUGCUCUCCGUCGCAAUCGCAAACACGGACGUCGUCUGCGCCAGCAACGAGUAUCUGAAAUUCUCCGCCCCAGCCGGAGAAACCUGCUACCAGUACAUGAACACGUACAUCAACACCUACGACGCGGGCGGCUAUCUGCAGUUCCCCAACGCGACGGGAGACUGCAGUUACUGCGCCUUGGACUCGACGAAUCAGUUCUUGACGCAGAUCAACUCGUCGUAUAGUCAUCGAUGGAGGAAUUUUGGCAUUCUUUGGGCGUUCAUUAUCUUUAAUGCCGUGAUGGCGGUUUUCUUGUAUUGGUUGGCUAGGGUGCCGAAGAAUAAGAAGGCGAAGAAGGCCAAGAAGGAGUAG